GGAGUGCUCAGCCACUUGCACGUUAAUUUCACGAGCAGGCUGUUCCGUUCAUCAACUGGAACCCUCGUCGUCGUAAGCGACGGAGUGCCAACAACAACAACAUAUUUGAUAAGUAUUACUCACGAAAUAUCAGACCCUUGAGUUACUUUUAUUGUGUUAUAUCUAAAAGAAUAGGAAAAACACAUACACUCACAUAUACAUACAUACAUACAUACACACAUAUACACAAGCAAAUAGAGAGAAACACACACAAACGGAGAGACAAAGAGGAAAAUACAGAGAAGUGAAAAAGUGAGAGAAAGACUCACGCAUAAGAGAGAGAAAGAGGAAUACAAGGACGUGUGUGUGAGAGAGAGAGAGAGAGAGAGAGAGAGAGAGAAAUAGUUAAGUACAAGAGAGAGGAGAGAAAGAGGGAGGGAGAGAGAGAAAUAGUUAAGUACAAAAGAGAGGGAGAGAGAGAAGACGUAUGAAAGUAGUGCUGAUCAGCUGCAGUAAUAAAGUAAACAAGAGAAGCACUACAAGCACAUCUGCAAAAGCUGGAUGCCCUGGAUGACUAUGAUAAAUAAUAGUGGACUGAGAACUGAUCCCUGGUGGACUCCUACUUAAUGGCUUCUAUUCCAAACCAGAGAAUUAAACAGAUGACAGAUGACCAUCUCUUCCAUAUUGGGAUAAAUGUCCCUAAAGAUGAUGUCUCUAAAUUAUUUGGAGAUGUUAAGUUUGUCUGUAUGGGUGGCUCAGCAAAGAGGAUGGCUGCCUUUGCUCGUCUUAUGGAAGAACGACUUACUGCAGAAGGCAAGGAACCUUACAACUAUGCUCAGAGUACUGAUCGUUACGUAUUCUACAAGGUCGGGCAAGUCCUCUUUGUUAAUCAUGGCAUUGGAAUUCCGUCUUUGUCUACUGUGUUGCAAGAAAUUGGUAAACUCUUGUUUCAUGCAGGUUGUUCUGAUGUCACAUUCUUCCGUCUUGGCACCAGUGGUGGACUUGGCUUAGAUCCUGGAACUGUUAUUAUUUCUGAAAAAGUUGUGAACUGGGAGCUGCAACAACAAUGGAAUCUUCCAGUUCUAGGAAAAAUGGUUCAUAAUCCAGCUGUACCAAGCAAAGAAAUUUAUUCCAAAUUGAAAGCUAUUGCUGAUAGUCUGUCUUUACCAAAUUGUUUGGGAACUACAAUGUGUUGUGAUGACUUCUAUGAAGGUCAAGGUCGUCUUGAUGGACCAUUUUCUAGCUUUUCUGAUAAAGACAGAGUUGCAUAUCUUCAACAUCUACAGGAUAAGGGUGUGACCAAUAUGGAAAUGGAGUCCGUUGGUUUUGUAGCUUUGUGUAAUAAAAUGAAUAUUCCAUGUGCUGUGAUAUGUGUAACAGUAGUUGACCGACUUAAGGGUGACCAAAUAACUGCUGACCAUGAUCAUAUUUUACAGUGGGAAAAAAGACCAAUACAAAUAUUUUUUGAAUACAUGAAAAGACACCAUUUGGAAUAAAUAAAAUGGCACAAGUUA
Messenger RNA from Octopus bimaculoides (California two-spot octopus), 1493 nucleotides. RefSeq names its product uridine phosphorylase 1-like. Gene Ontology annotation, biological process: uridine catabolic process; nucleotide catabolic process. Gene Ontology annotation, cellular component: cytosol; cytoplasm. The record is from RefSeq and is a predicted model, not a curated record. NCBI's taxonomy places the organism in Eukaryota, Metazoa, Mollusca, Cephalopoda, Octopoda, Octopodidae. Gene Ontology annotation, molecular function: uridine phosphorylase activity.